Molecule: messenger RNA, 1716 nt
Organism: Batrachochytrium dendrobatidis JAM81
Lineage: Eukaryota; Fungi; Chytridiomycota; Chytridiomycetes; Rhizophydiales
Product: asparagine--tRNA ligase DED81
Exons: 11
Coding region: 1-1716 (571 amino acids)
Biological process (GO): asparaginyl-tRNA aminoacylation
Cellular component (GO): cytoplasm
Molecular function (GO): asparagine-tRNA ligase activity; nucleic acid binding; ATP binding
Source: RefSeq, a predicted model, not a curated record
AUGAUUACAGUUGAUUCUUUGGAUCUUGCAGAUAGUGGACGCUCGAUAUGGAUCUGUGAAGUUCAAGGCAAUGAUGUGCAGGGAAAUGGUUCUGAAAAGAUGCCUUACAAAACCCUGCUUAAAGCUCUUGAAGUCUCUGGAAGCGAAAAGGUGUCUUACUUUACUCGCAAGGUUGUCAGUGAAGGAUAUCAGCCCACUGCAAAAGCCGCAAUCAAAAAAGCCAUGAAACUACAUGAAGCCAAUGUUAAAAAACUGCAAAAGGCUGCUGAGAGAGCUGUUACCGACGCUGCCGAGGCGCUUAAAAAUGCAGCAGCUGAAGCUGCCAAGUUGGAGGAAGCUCGCAAGAUUGUGCUUGAAGAAGACCGCCUCUUGCCUGCUGCAAAAAAGAUUCAUAUUCGUCAAUCCACUACCCAUAGAGAAGCUCGUGUCAAGAUCUCUGGAUGGGUCCAUCGUCUGCGAGUUCAGGGAAAGGACAUGAUGUUUGUUGUUCUUCGUGACGGAUCUGGCUAUAUUCAGUGCGUUCUUACUGGAAAGCAGUGCAACACCUAUGAUGCUCUCACACUCACUGUAGAAUCAACAGUCACUAUCUAUGGUGUAAUCAAAACAGUUCCUGAAGGAAAGUCGGCACCAGGCGGUCAUGAAUUAAUUUCAGACUAUUGGGUUAUUCACGGAAAAGCACCAGGUGGUGAUGAAGCAUUUGGUAACAAGCUGAACACUGAAUCUAGCCCAGAUAUUCUCCUUGAUCAGCGCCAUUUAGUCUUGCGUGGCGAAACCACAUCAUCUAUCAUGCGUGUACGUGCUUUGAUGCUUAAAGGAUUUCGCAGCUUUUUUGAAUCACGUUUUAUCACAGAAGUUACUCCUCCAUUGAUGGUGCAGACCCAAGUCGAGGGUGGUUCAACUUUAUUUGAGUUCAACUACUAUGAAGAAAAGGCGUACCUGACUCAAUCUUCUCAAUUGUAUUUGGAAACUUGUCUUCCAUCAAUUGGUGAUUCAUACUGUAUUACCGAAUCUUUUCGUGCUGAAAAAUCCCACACUCGUCGCCAUCUUUCAGAAUUUACCCACUGUGAGGCAGAGCUUGCAUUCAUUACGUUUGACGAUCUUUUAUCUUGCAUGGAGGAUAUGGUCGUUGACGUUGUUGGCUCGAUUUUGGCUGAUCCAAUUGGCGCCUCUAUUGUUAAAGACCUCAACCCCAACUUUAAAGCGCCUAAAAAGCCUUUUCGUCGCAUGCAGUACACUGAAGCCAUCAAAUGGCUGAAUGAUAACGGUGUCAAGAAGGACACAACUGGUCAAGUUAUGCAAGUUGACUAUGUUUAUGGCGAGGAUAUUCCAGAAGGUCCGGAGCGCCGUAUGACUGAUACAAUUGGCGAGCCGAUUUUGUUGUGCCGUUUCCCUGCUGAAAUCAAGGGUUUCUAUAUGAAGCGUUGUCCCGAAUCACUUGCUUUGACUGAGAGCGUUGAUUUACUGAUGCCCAAUGUUGGUGAAAUUGUUGGUGGAUCGAUGAGGAUUUCAGAUUUGGCUGAGCUUAUGGCUGGUUAUAGUCGUGAAGGAAUUGAUCCAUCUCCUUACUACUGGUUUACUGAUCAACGCAAGUACGGUACUUGCGAGCACGGUGGAUUCGGUCUUGGUGUUGAGCGUCUUCUUGCCUGGCUUCUUGACCGCUUUUCUGUUCGGGAGGUGUGUCUUUACCCACGCUUCAUGGGCCGCUGCACUCCGUAA